Messenger RNA from Fundulus heteroclitus (mummichog), 1963 nucleotides. RefSeq names its product CUB and zona pellucida-like domain-containing protein 1. The record is from RefSeq and is a predicted model, not a curated record. Bases 132 to 1550 code for a protein of 472 amino acids. Lineage: Eukaryota; Metazoa; Chordata; Actinopteri; Cyprinodontiformes; Fundulidae. The transcript has 9 exons.
CAACAACCACAGCAGCACCAACCACCACCACAACAACCACAGCAGCACCAACCACCACCACCACCACCACCACACUAAAUCCAGUCAUCAUCACAGCGUAUCCAACUACCACAACUGUUCCAACCACCACAAUGAACACCAAGGGGCUUUAUAGGCCAUCAAUCCCUCCUUUAAGCAAACUUCCUUUGGAUUUCUCUGUUCAUGUGGACUCGCACCAUGCUCCUUCUUGUCUUGACGGUGAUUACUUUCCUGUUUUCUUGGCACCAACUCCGGCAAACAAAGCUUAUCUUCCUGCAUUUAUAAACCAGCCUCUUGAAAUAAAAGUCAGAUCCAUGGCUCAGUACACAACGAUUCACGACUUGCUUGUUGUCGGACCUGCUGGAAUAUUAAAGGAGAAAGUCUCUUCAGACACAUACGUCCUAAAAUGGACCCCAUCUCAAAAUCAGCUGUAUGAUUAUCUCCCGAUUUGCUUCAUAUCUGAGGCAAGAGACCAGCUCGACCAAGUCUAUCAUUCAGAACUACGCUGUGUGACUGUCAGUGGUGAACAUCAUGAGGCCAAAGUGACCUGCAAUGAAACGACAAUGUCUGUGGAGGUGGAAAAGACCUUCCUUAUCAGGCGCAACGAAGACAUAUUGCAUUUCAAUGAGUUUACAGACUCUUCAUGCAACUUGAGCACACUUUCCAACACUAGCCACCUGGUUGCUGUCAUGUCGCUGGACAGCUGUGGAACCCUUGUGGAGGAAGAUGACGAUAACAUUAUCUUUACCAACGUGAUCACAUCUGCGGAUAAAAGGGAAAUCAUUUCCAGGCACCACGACGUUGAGGUUGCAUUUUCCUGCUCCUUUCCAAAGCGAGCUAACCUGACUCUGGGAUUCAGACACAAAAACCCAUACGCCUUUAAUGAGAAGGGCUUUGGUGCCUUCACCAUCAACUUUGAGUUCUUUGAGAGCCAACGUUUCACAAAGCAAGUGGAUGCCAGCAGCUACCCGGUAGAAGUUUACAUGAAGCAGAUGAUCUUCAUGCAGAUCGAGACCACCACCUCCAUCCCCAACACCGAGCUGUUUGUGGAGUCCUGCAGGGCGACUCCCUAUGACAACCCAAACUCCCGCAUCAGCUACACCAUCAUCGAAAAUGGAUGUAUGAAGGACAGAACAGCAGUAAUCUACCCCAGCUCCAAGACUCAGUUCAGAUUUGGAAUGGAGGCUUUUGAGUUCAUUGGAGCUCAUGAGGAGGUCUACAUCACCUGCUCCAUCCUCCUGUGUGACAUCGGUUUUCCUGGAACCCGGUGCUCUCAGGGAUGCAUCAGAUCCGACACGUGGAACAACCGCAGGAAAAGGGACGCUCCAGCUGAGACGAGCAGCCACUCAAUCUCCCAGGGUCCUUUGCGCCUCAUUAAGACUUCUGACACUAAGGGAUCCGGCCUGAAUCUGAAUCUGAGUCUGAACCAAAUCUUGGUUGUCGGCUGUUUUCUGGUAAUUGGAGCGAUCAUCUACCGAGCCCGGAGAACCAGAACUAAAUACCAACUGGUUCCAAUUUCUGAACCACAAUAACUUUAAAUCUUCUUCCAAAAUUCAAUUUCUUUCUUUUAGAAAACAUUACUGGUUUGAAGGUGAAUAAUUGUAUGUACUAAAAAGGCUUUAUUAUUUCAAAAACUAAAACAAAAUUUGUUUUUGCUUGACACAUUGUGUCACAUUGUUGUAAUCCAAAUAUUCUGCAAUCAAACAUUUUAUGAUUUUAUAAAGAUGAAAUAUCUUUGAACAAAUGGGUAUCAGAGACACUUGUUGUAAUUUAGCAGUUUAUUUUUUUAUUAACUUUGGUUGUGGGAUGAAAAUUUGACCAAGUUGUGCAUUUUGACGUAAAAUACAUUUUCUGCCUUUAAGUCUUUAAACCCGAUAGAAAAAUCAAAGUCCUUUGAACUUUUUUGUGCCGCCGACGCCAAUUAAAAAAUAUACUUUAAAGACAA